Messenger RNA from Rotaria sp. Silwood2, 453 nucleotides. The record is from the annotation of a GenBank genome assembly. Lineage: Eukaryota; Metazoa; Rotifera; Eurotatoria; Philodinida; Philodinidae.
AUGUGUCGAGAACGAAAAAUCGAUCAAAGUCAAGUUGAUAAUACAGCCACUGAUCAAUACAAUCAAUUAAUUGAACAACUUCAAAAUGAAUUAAAUGAAUUACUUACAACAACUGCCCAUUUACAAGAAGAAAGUGAACGUCUUGAACGUGAAGCACGUAAAUUAAUUGACGAAAAUAUUCAAGUACAAAUUGAAGCACGUUUACUUAAAGAAAAAUAUCGUCAUCGACAACGACGCCGACAACCCUUAUCUAUAAAAAGACGAAAACGAUUAAAUUUUCAACAAUUAAAACGACAAAUACAACAUCAACGUCGAAGUUUUCUUCGUUUUGAACGUCGUUUACGUGCUAAAUAUGAACAACCAUUACAUCAAAUUGUAUCGAAUUCAACGAGAACUGUACAACAACCUCGUUCUCGUCGUAUUCGAUCUAUGCCAUCAGAAUCUAUUGAUUAA